This is a messenger RNA of Naegleria gruberi, 888 nucleotides long. RefSeq lists its product as uncharacterized. The record is from RefSeq and is a predicted model, not a curated record. Gene Ontology annotation, cellular component: late endosome membrane; Golgi apparatus; SNARE complex. Bases 1 to 888 code for a protein of 295 amino acids. NCBI's taxonomy places the organism in Eukaryota, Heterolobosea, Eutetramitea, Acrasida, Naegleriidae. The transcript has a single exon. Gene Ontology annotation, molecular function: SNAP receptor activity; SNARE binding. Gene Ontology annotation, biological process: vesicle fusion.
AUGAGCAAACAAACACCAAGCCCAGGCUAUUACGAUGAAGAAAUUGAGGAGGCUUGCAGGGAUCUCUCUCGAAAGAUCUUGAAAUUAAAUAAGGGUCAAGUAGAUGCUAAACAAAAACAAGCUUUCUUUGAUAGUGUUGAUGAGGACUUUAAGUCUCUUCAAAAAAUUUAUAAGGGCAUGUUUAGAAGUGUUCAAAUGGAAGGUGUUGAUGCAUCUUGGAAGAAGAAACUUUCUCAACACAAGAGUGAAAUUGCUAAAUUACUUCAAAACUUCCAAACUGCCAAAGAAAAAUCCAAUAAGGAUGAAUUACUAGGAGCAACAACAGAAAAGAAGAAGGAAACUUCUAAGAAAAAAACUAACAAGACAAAAGAUGAUGAUGAUGAAGUCGUUGAGGUUGUAGCAUCGGAGAAGAGUGCCUCAAACAAAACAAAGAAUGAGCAAAUUGCUGAUGAAUUAUUUAAAGAAAUUUAUGAAACUCAAGGUGAUUCAUUGGAUAUUGUUAAAAGACUUAUUGAUAAAGCAGAUGAAACCAAAGCAAUUGCUGCUGAAUCAAUGGAAAUGCUCAAACGACAAAGAGAACAAUUAGAAAGAAUAGAUAAGGAGAUGGAUGAGUUGGGAAGCAACAUCACCAGAGGUUCAAAUGAACUCAAAUCCUUCAUGAGAAGAUUAGCCACAGACAAACUCAUCAUGGUUUUGAUCUUGUUGGUUGUUUUGGCUGUUCUUGGUAUUAUCAUUUGGAGAAUUGUAGAUUAUUGUGUUAACAAAUUCAUGCCAAAACAGAAUAAUAAUAACUCUGGUAAUACUACCCCACAAAAAUCAACAACAAAAACAACGGAAAUGGAUAUGUAUGAACAAUAUAAUCCAAGUGAUUAUGUAAGGUUGUUCUAA